AUGACGGCGAACCACUUCGCAACCCUACCUGGACAAGGUCGUCCAUCAAGAACCCUUCCUCCAGAGAUCGCUGAGCAGAUCCUUAGCGACCCCAUUCUCAACAGAGAGGACUUAGAGAGGAUCAUCCGCGCCAACUGCCAGUCCUUUUCUGCACCAGCUAAGAGACUCUAUUGGCAGUUAGAAAUUCCUACCCACGGCCUCCUUGCUCGCCUCGAGAAGAUGCCGUUUGACGAACAGCAAAUCUUCGCAGAUAUGAUGCGCAAUAUCACGAUCGAGUUCGGGAUUCCUCGUAGCCAACUGAGCAUGCGGUUUCCGUUCUUUCCCCUUGUUCAGCAGUUACGUGUAUUUCGCGCGCACCCCGGAGAAUGCCGUACUUAUCCUACCCUGUACGUUCACCUUGGCCACAUGAUCAGUCCCCGUCUGCGUCUUCUCGAGGUCAGUGGAUGGCAAAAGUUUGCAGGCAGAGUUGUCACGGACAACAUCCUAUUACCUCUGACUCUCUGUACCGACCUAAAGAGACUGAUCAUCGACGCGUUUGUCAUGGACGGCACCCCCCAACUGUUGAUUGAUGUCCUUAGCGCUUGUCGCAAGAUCGAAGUGCUUGCCCUCGAGGAACAAUCGGUCACUCUCAUCGAUCCAUCUUCUUUGAAAGCCAUCGCUGCCCACCCAACUGUGCGCCAGCUCAGGCUGAGCAGCUCUAUCACUAGAGAAUUGGCUCUCCUGAUGUUGAAUGUCCCCUCGCCUUUCGCCAAUGUCACCGCGCUCGACAUAUUGAUCUGUCCCAACGCAGCUGUUCUACUCUUUCACCAUAUGAAGAAGCUUGUCAAGAAGAGACUCUUCGAGUUCGCAACCCCUUCUUCCUCAGGACUUGCCGCCGUAACUGCCAAUGUAUCGCCUCCUACCAUCAUGUCUUCAGACAGCGCGGCUCGCCCUCGGGUCGUCGCCUUACCCCGUGAGAUGGUCGCGAAGGUGUUGAGCGAUGUUGAAAUCGACAGAGCGACGUUGGUUUCGGUGAUGCGAUCUAACAAGGAGAUGUUCGACCAAGCAGUGUACGCUGAGCACAUUCAGCGCCUUCAUAUCGACCUUGCUCCCUUGAUGAUCCUACCCCCGCUCCACCACAUUCGGUUCAACAAGCUCAGAGAGCUCAGGAUCAUCUACACAGGAGCAGAAUCCUCAACCCAACUCCCCCACACUCCUGCCGGCUGCCACAUUGGCAUCAGCCACUUCUUGACCCCCAGCCUGGAGGUACUAAAACUGGAAGAAUCAAACACUUUCGGUCAUUACUCGACAGGUAACUUCCUGCCACACCUCGCUAGCCGCUGCCCCAAUCUGGGCACUUUGAUCAUCCACCCUGAGGUCAUGGGCGCAUCACCCCGUUGUCUGAUCAGGGUCAUUGAGGCGUGCAAGGAGCUCCGCGUGCUUAGCGUCGUCUCUCGUACUGGGACCCUGAUUGACGCUCAAGCCCUCAAGCACAUCGCUGCUUAUCCUCGCCUCUAUGUCUUCGAAACGCACAAACUCAUCACGGCUUCGGAUGUUCGCUUUGCCCUCUCCGACAAUGGCCCAUCGCCCUUUGGCACACUAGGCUUUGUGCGCUUGGCAAUUGAGACUGAAGCUGCGAUUCCGAUGGUGCCGCACAUACCCAAGUUGGAGAUUAUAGAUUUCAGACUCUCCGGUCCUGGCAACAUCUUCGCCCAUCUUCACGAACUCGAGCAGCUGGAAAAAAUGACCCUGUUCUUCAUGACCGAUCACAUCCUCACAGAAGACGACUUUGACGCUCUCAUCCCUCACGCUUCGCUCCACGAGCUUGAGCUCAGGCCCUGCAAUAGCGCCGACCUUGACACCUCCUCGGUCUCCGUCACUGCUAUGCUCAGAGUAUUUGCUGCACUGCCUAACAUCAGGCGUCUCCGCUUGAUCGCCCACAACCGCUGGAAUGUCGACCUUCUCGUCGGACUCGGCCGCGUUCUUCCUCGUCUAGAGCGACUUGACAUCGCUGGUUCAUAUAAUCUCUCGAUCAUGGAGUCUCUCCCCACCGCCAUCUUCCCUCGUCUCGAGUACCUUUUCGUCGCUUAG
Molecule: messenger RNA, 2070 nt
Organism: Aureobasidium pullulans EXF-150
Lineage: Eukaryota; Fungi; Ascomycota; Dothideomycetes; Dothideales; Saccotheciaceae
Exons: 3
Coding region: 1-2070 (689 amino acids)
Source: RefSeq, a predicted model, not a curated record